UUCGGCUCCUGCGAUUUUUAGGAUUUUAAGAAAUUUUUUAGGGUUUAAUCAGAGCACUUUGGGAGGAAAUACGAUGGUUGGGAUGGAAAUUUCGCAGGAGCUUCAGCGAUUUCUUGGGGUUUGAUUCAUCUCCCUCCUUCUCUCGUUGUCUGUCUCUCUGGGGCUCGUUGUGGGUGUGGGUGAAGAAGAGAAUGGGGGAUUUGCUUGCGGAGCUGGAGCAUCUGCUCCGAUCGGAAGGGAUGACGAGGGAGGAGGCUGUGUUCUUCAAGGAAUGCAAGGAUAGAGCUAUCAAGGAUUUCACUGUUGGUGCUUGUGCUUCUUCAGCCAUUGCCUGGAUCGCAUCUAGAAGCUUGGUUCCGUGGCAUAGGUUUAGCCUUUCAGCUGGGUCUGGUUUGCUAGCAGGAAUGUGGAGGUUUAAUUAUUCAUUGGAUGCUUGCGUGGAUAAAAUUCUAGGACGUGAUUGGGAUCACAUGAAGUUGGGUUUGGCAGGCAUAAUCAUGAAGAGGCAUAUGUAUAAUCCAUCACGUGUGAAACUUUUGAGUAAACAUAUGUACCCAGAGGAGGUAUUCAAUGACGUGAAUCCUGAUCGUGCUUUCACAUUAUGGCGGUUCCGGAACAUGUAUGUAGAGGGAAAUGAUGUUCAAAAGUUCCAAUACAGCAAAGUCGGAAAUUAUAAAAACUCCACCGCAAAGGAGCAGCCCAAGCAAAUCAUCAGCAGCCAUGGUAGUGAUAUGAUCACAGAUCCUCUGGAUUGCAUCUUUGGUGAUUUGGAAAGUGGCAAGGAAACCUCUCAUUCAAACAAUGUCAGCAAGCGAUCUAGAAGAAGACUUCGUGGUCAUAAGAGAGCUCAUCGCCAUUACCAUCAUCAUCAUCGUGAGGCUAACCAAAUGUAAAAUUUUUGUCACACGUGACAUCAAAGUGACUGCUGGUGAGUGUUUAAGACACCAUUAUGGUUUUCUUUGAUAGAAGGCAUAAAAAAGAUCAUGUUUGUCAUCCAAAAACCAAAUAUUUAUAAUCUAAAUCCAUAAUGUGUUUUGUUGGUUUCA
Dioscorea cayenensis subsp. rotundata (Guinea yam) is the source of this 1046-nucleotide messenger RNA. RefSeq lists its product as uncharacterized. The record is from RefSeq and is a predicted model, not a curated record. The transcript is spliced from 6 exons. NCBI's taxonomy places the organism in Eukaryota, Viridiplantae, Streptophyta, Magnoliopsida, Dioscoreales, Dioscoreaceae. The coding region runs from base 192 to 893 and encodes 233 amino acids.